AUGGGCGCUUACGCGGACCUUCCACCCCAUGAGCGUCCUGGCUACAAUCCCAAUGCAGCAUAUGUGCCUCCGACCCCACCAGCACCGCCACCGAGGGCGCAUAGCGAUGAGAAUGAAUUGGCGUAUGGAUCUGAUUCGUCUGGAGACUCUGGACGCCACAUCACUCCAGGCCGUGCCUCACGGGAUAGGAUCCCACUCGAUCGCCACGACUCUGGUGGUAAAGUGCAAAGACUGUCUGCCAUUGACACAUCCACAUCGACUACUCUCAUGGCGCCUCGGUCUCCUGGCCUGGGACCACGAAUGGAUCGACUCUCAGUCAGUGGCAAUCGACCAGAUAUUCACGCACUUGGUGGAAACAUGCCACCUCCCAGUCCUAUGCUUGAGGCCUACCAUGGCACAUACCAAUCGAUCUCCCCCAUGCCACUUGCUAUCAGACCUGACGAUGACCUUGACUUUCAGGAUCUUCCACCUUUGUCUCCUGCGGUAUCGAGGACGUACGACAACAACGAUAGACUAGCGCUAGACCUCGCGAAGAAGGAUAAGAAGCGUGUCAAGCUCUACGACCCUGAAGAAGAUGCAAAAGCCAUUGCCGAUGCCUUGAAGCAUCACAAGCCCGACGGAGAUGCCAUUUGUGAUGUUCUCCCCGGCCUGUCUCACGAUCAGAUCAUGGAGGUCCGGAAAGAAUACAAGAAGCAAGUCAAGGUCCAAGGGAAGGGCGUGAACCUGUCCAAACACAUCAACAUGAAGCUCUCCGGAAACUUUGGCAAGGCUGUCUAUGUGACUGCGCUCGGUCGCUACGAGAGCGAAGGCUACUGGGCCAACUUCUUCUAUCAGUCCCACGGAAGCCGACGAGAACUCCUGAUUGAAGCACUCAUGGGUAAAACGAAUGCAGAAAUCCGCAUGAUCAAAGACGAAUUCAAAGACAAACGAUACUCGGACGAUCUGAAGAAGUGCAUGGAGAAGGAAUUGAAAAUGGACAAAUUUAGAACUGCGGUACUAAUGGUGUUGGAAGAGCGACGGCAGGAGGAACAGGAUAUGUAUCCUGCUGAGUACGUUCAUCGCGAUGUUGACACGCUGUAUCGCUCUGUCAAGGCGGAGAAAGGCGGAGAGAGUGCCAUGCUCGAAAUCAUCAUUCGGAGGAGUGACACGCAUCUGAAAGAAGUGCUUCGAGCUUACGAGCGAACUUUUAACGAGAAUUUCGCGCGAGUUGCAUUGAAACGAAGUAAUAACCUAGUGGGCGAAGUCAUAGCACACAUCCUAAACGGUGUGAUUAACAAACCAGCACGAGACUCUUUACUUCUACAACACGCGAUCAGAGACAUCGCGGAGAAGAAUCGUGACGAUGAAUUGAGAUAUGAGCUUUUGAUUUCCCGGUUGGUCAGAGUGCAUUGGGAUAAGUCACACAUGGCUAGGGUGAAGAGGGAGUAUUAUGAGAAGUAUAGAAUCACUUUGGAGGAUGCCAUCGAAGAGGCUACGAAGGGAGAUUUUUGUGAGUUUAUGUGUGAGCUUUGUGAUACG
Pseudocercospora fijiensis CIRAD86 is the source of this 1518-nucleotide messenger RNA. RefSeq lists its product as uncharacterized. The annotation marks the transcript as partial. Gene Ontology annotation, cellular component: cytoplasm. Gene Ontology annotation, molecular function: calcium-dependent phospholipid binding; calcium ion binding. Lineage: Eukaryota; Fungi; Ascomycota; Dothideomycetes; Mycosphaerellales; Mycosphaerellaceae. The transcript is spliced from 3 exons. The record is from RefSeq and is a predicted model, not a curated record.